GAUAUAAUUCUGAUACGUGCAUUUUCGGCGAGAAAAUGUAGCCGAUAUUGGGCUUCCGAAUCAUGGUUCUGCUUGACAUAUGUGUUUAUUAGUACUGUCGAAAAUGACUAUAGAUUGGUAGUAUUUACCAAAAAAUUCGUUAUAUUUACUAAUUAUUUCUCUCAGUGCAGUCGUAUACUUAGAUCUCGAAAGCAGUAACAUUUUCGGUGAUUUUUUUAUUAAUUGCCGAUUAUUUAUACACAACAUACACAUCGACACUGAAAGCCUUCAAAACAUCAACUUCGUAACAUUAAAAUAAUGAAAGUUCCUUUGUUUCUAUGAACGUGGGGGUGUGAAUAUGGCACAUGGAAAUGUUACUUUUUUGUCUUUUUCGACGUGAUUUCACAAAUUUCCACUGCACGUUGUCACAUUAGCUUCAUAUUCUGCGGAAACUCUAAUUAAACGUACGUUUUUAAUUGAUAAAACACUUCCUGAAAAUAGCAUUUUUAUACGGAUGCGGUGGGCAAUCAAAUAUAAACACAACGACUGACGUUACUAUUUGACGAAUGAACUGUAAAAGUUUAAAGUCUAUAUAAUACAAGACUUUCCCUUCCUUACUAUUUGAGGAAAAGUUAUGGCAGAGCAUGCUAUGUCGCUUGAAAAACCACCAUCUUCAUUACCUUUAUUCCAGGACAUUGGGACAAACCGUGUACGAUCACCUCAAGCAAACAUAUCCAAUGUCGAUUAUUAAAGUCACACCUGAAUUGAAUCUUGACUUCCAGAAAAAACACAUUCGACAUGCCAAAUUUGCGCGCCUUUUUCAGCAGUUUGUCAAAUUUCAGUUUACUUUGAGUGUAUUUUCGUUUUGCUUGCGGCUGGCGCGCUAGUUUGUUGCUAUUAUUUCUUAUUUCCUGGUUGAUAUUCUAGUUUAUUACAAAACAGAUACCGUAAAGCAAGAUGUCGGAUAAUCCGAGUUCACCGCCUCCGAACACGCCUAGUGAUAUUGACCGACGGAAUUUUCGAUCUGGAAUGACUUCGCCUGUCGGCGAUUUCGAACCGUUCGAAAACGAGGAGGAGAUUCUGGGAGAUAUGACCAUUCGGGAGGAUAAUUACGACGAAGAUGAGGAUGGAGAGGAGCUUUUCGGGGAUAAUAUGGAAAACGAUUACCGUCCCGUUCCACAUCUCGAUCGGUAUGAUAUCGACAAUUUGGAUCAGGAAGAUUACAGCGAUAUCUCGCAAACAGACCGCGCCGCAGCUGAGGCUGAGAUGCGGCGUCGGGAUCGGGCCGCUGGUAUCCAUCGUGAUGACCGCGAAUUGUUCUAUGAAAAGGACGACGAGGACGAUGAUAUUCCGAGAGCCAAACGAAGGGCGGCUGAAAAGGCUGCCGGUACCGAGAUAGAAGACACAGAAAUGAUUGAGUCCAUCGAAAAUUUGGAAGAUACCAAAGGACAUAGCAUCAAGGAAUGGGUCUCUAUGUUAGGUCCACGCACGGAAAUUGCGAAUCGAUUCAAUAGUUUCCUGAGAACAUUCGUUGAUGGCAAGGGGCAAUACGUUUAUCGGGAUAGAAUUCGUCGAAUGUGUGAGCAGAACAAGUCCAGCUUCGUGGUAUCUUACACGGAUUUAGCGAACAAUCAACACGUUCUUGCUUACUUCUUGCCCGAAGCUCCAUUCCAAAUGCUCGAAAUCAUGGAUAAAAUAUCGAAAGAGAUGGUUCUCAGCAUUUAUCCUACAUACGAACGUGUUACAAACGAGGUACAUGUUCGCAUAUCAGAUCUGCCUUUGGUGGAGGAAUUGCGUACAUUCAGAAAGCUUCAUCUCAAUCAGUUGGUCCGAACUCUCGGGGUGGUGACUGCUACAACUGGUGUUCUGCCACAAUUGUCCGUAAUUAAAUACGAUUGUGUCAAAUGUGGCUAUAUUUUGGGCCCAUUUGUGCAGAGUCAAAACACUGAGGUUAAACCUGGAUCAUGUCCCGAGUGUCAAAGUUCAGGUCCGUUCUCAAUCAAUAUGGAGCAAACAUUGUAUCGUAAUUAUCAAAAAAUAACAGUACAAGAAUCACCCGGUAGGAUUCCGGCUGGCAGAAUUCCUCGAAGCAAAGACUGUAUUCUAUUGGCUGAUCUUUGCGAUCAAUGCAAACCGGGUGAUGAAAUAGAAGUUACUGGAAUUUAUACGAACAACUACGACGGUUCGUUGAAUACCGAACAAGGGUUCCCGGUGUUUGCUACGGUACUGAUUGCGAACUAUAUGGUGGUGAAAGACAGCAAACAAGUGGUCGCUUCACUUACCGAUGAAGAUAUUUCUACAAUCCAAAAAUUAAGCAAGGAUCCACGUAUCAGUGAACGGAUUAUUCAGAGCAUGGCGCCAUCGAUUUAUGGCCACGAUUAUAUCAAACGAAGCUUAGCUUUGUCUCUUUUUGGUGGAGAAGCUAAAAAUCACGGCGAAAAACAUAAACUACGCGGUGAUAUCAAUAUUUUAUUGUGUGGUGACCCUGGAACCGCUAAAUCACAAUUUCUUAAAUAUACGGAGAAAAUUGCGCCACGCGCUGUUUUCACCACCGGACAGGGCGCUUCGGCCGUUGGUUUGACAGCGUAUGUUAGGCGCAAUCCAACAACACGCGAAUGGACAUUGGAAGCGGGAGCACUUGUUCUGGCUGAUCAGGGCAUUUGUUUGAUUGACGAAUUCGACAAAAUGAACGACCAGGAUCGAACAUCUAUCCACGAAGCAAUGGAACAGCAAUCGAUUUCCAUUUCUAAAGCUGGUAUCAUCACAUCAUUGCAAGCUCGGUGCGCAGUAAUUGCCGCAGCCAAUCCGAUUGGUGGCCGCUACGAUCCCAGUAUGACGUUCUCGGAAAAUGUGAAUUUAUCCGAACCAAUUUUGUCCCGUUUUGAUAUUCUCUGUGUGGUGAAGGAUGAAUUCGAUCCGAUGCAAGAUCAGUUGCUCGCACGAUUCGUUGUGGGUUCACACAUAAAACAUCAUCCGACAAUGAUCGAAACAAUACCGGAAUCACAACCCAUUGAUAGCUUGCAGAUACCACAGAAUCUACUUAAAAAAUACAUUGUUUACUCCAAAGAGAAUGUGCACCCAAAACUCACGAAUAUGGACCAGGAGAAAAUCGCCAGAAUGUACUCGCAACUGCGACAGGAAUCACUCUCAACCGGAUCUUUGCCGAUUACAGUGCGUCACAUCGAGAGCGUUAUUCGGAUGUCCGAAGCGCACGCUCGGAUGCACCUGCGGGACACUGUUCAGGAUGUGGACGUUAAUAUGGCCAUUCGGAUGAUGUUGGAGAGCUUUAUCGAGGCGCAAAAGUUCAGCGUUAUGAAGAAGAUGCGCGCUACAUUCCAGAAGUAUUUGUCCUUCCAGAAGGACCACUCGGAGCUGCUGUUCUUCAUUCUUCGUCAACUGACACUGGAUCAGUUGGCUUACUUGCGGUGCAAGAAUGGGCCUCGGGCUACCCAUGUGGAAGUGAUGGAGAAGGAUUUGUCCGAGCGUGCGAAAGCCAUCGAUAUUCAUAAUUUAAAGCCAUUUUACGACAGCGAAAUGUUCAAGAAAAACGGCUUCUCGUACGACCCUAAAAGAAAAACGAUUUUGCAAAUUGUUCCAGAAGCUGCCGAAGCAUAAUAUACUCAUUUUCGUAUGGAUACUGUUUCGCUUCACCACGAUGUACAAUCUUAUAUUUUACAUUUACAUAAUCAAUAAAGUUAAUUGUUCUACAAUUUGUUAUUUA
This is a messenger RNA of Toxorhynchites rutilus septentrionalis, 3700 nucleotides long. RefSeq names its product DNA replication licensing factor Mcm2 (gene Mcm2). The transcript has 4 exons. Bases 937 to 3594 code for a protein of 885 amino acids. Gene Ontology annotation, molecular function: ATP binding; single-stranded DNA helicase activity; single-stranded DNA binding. Gene Ontology annotation, biological process: double-strand break repair via break-induced replication; mitotic DNA replication initiation; DNA replication. Gene Ontology annotation, cellular component: MCM complex; nucleus. Lineage: Eukaryota; Metazoa; Arthropoda; Insecta; Diptera; Culicidae. The record is from RefSeq and is a predicted model, not a curated record.